AUGAGCGACAUUUCACUUCCACCAGAAAUCUUGCGACAAAUCGUAACAAUUUUUGAAGACGACUACAAAACGCUUUACUCUUGUUUAUUGGUCAAUAGAUACUGGUGUUGUAAUGUGGUACCGAUACUUUGGCGAAAAAUGCCGGAUAAUUUUCCACGGAUAGCAACGUCAUCGUGGGCUUAUAAAUUCAUCCAAGCAUAUAUCAAUUGCUUGAGCACAGAUACUCGUGCGCAAUUGGGGUUGACGGAAUCUGACCAGCAAAAAGAAUCAUCGGUUCUUUUGUAUCCUACUUAUCUCAAAGUGCUUGAUUUUCAAAGGCUCUCGGACGCAAUUGUGAGUUGGUGUAUAAAAUUGAAUAGAAAUAUUUAUGAUAAAAAAACACGAAGAGGAUCACAUUAUGGAGAAAGUGAAAAAAAGUUAAAAUUUCUUGAAGUAAUCGUUAAGCUCUUGCAUACAAGUAAAGCACGAAUUCAAAAGGUGAUAUUCGUGUUGUCAAAACCUAUCAAUGUAGUCGAAAAACAACCAUUCUUACGAAUAGUCACCAAUCUUGUCGAACAAUCUCAAACCGAAGACAGUCUAUUAGGCAAACUACGCGAAGUUCAUUUCUCUCAAUACGUUUUUAUGAUUCAAGAGGUAUUCAAACUGUUCGCACGACACUGUAACAAUUUUCAGUGUCUCAAGCUCAAAAAUAUAGUGCUCAAUAAACGAGCGCGACGACCAAUCGAAGGACUACUCCAAUUAAUUCAAGCGGCAGCACCAAAUUUAAAAGAAAUUACAUGUGAUCAAUUCGGUAGACACUUUAUGAACAAUAAUCUUGAAAUUUGGCCGCAUAUCUCAUCUCAAUUGUCGGUCAGUCUCCGAAAAAUCACUAUUAUACCGGCAUGGUUAUCGAAUGUUGAUUAUUUGGAUUUUCUUUUGCAGUUUAAAAACCUGGAAACUUUAGAAAUUAUUGGCGCUCAUGAAAGGCGAUAUAUAACAUCUGCUUACGAAUCGAAGCGCUUCCCGUCUCUGAAAAACUUUAUCCACAGAAAUAGUUCGAAGGAUAUUUAUUCAAAUAUUGAUCUUUAUUUUAUUAUUUUGAGCCUAUCACAAAAUACUUUGCAAUCGUUGAUACUUGAUUCUAUAGUAUUUGCUCACAACCAAAGGUUCCUCAAUCAUUUGCAAUCAUUAGUAACGUUAACAGAGCUAACCAUCAAAAUUGAUGAAGAAGUACACUGCCUGCAGAAUUUUCUUCAAUCUCUUGAACAACUGCACACUCUGAAAUUCCUAAGGAUCAACGGCAUAGAAAGAAAUGAUCCCCCAGUCAAAUUCAACACACCAAGGCUUUUUCCGGCGGUCCUGACACAAUUUGAACUUUCAACUCGUUUUGUUUUCACGGUGGAUUCUUUUACCGCUUUUCUCGGAUAUUUUGAAAAGUUACCGAGACUCAUUAUGUUUACCGUGUAUCCCCCCACCGAGAAGAGGCUUCUUGAUGUAAUGAAAAAUCUGGCACUUGGUCGCGGUGAAACUAUCCAUGGUUUUGGAUGUAGUCAUAUUGAUAAUGGAUGGAAAUUGAUCUGGAUUUCUUUAGAUUGA
Messenger RNA from Ambispora leptoticha, 1575 nucleotides. The record is from the annotation of a GenBank genome assembly. Lineage: Eukaryota; Fungi; Glomeromycota; Glomeromycetes; Archaeosporales; Ambisporaceae.